This is a messenger RNA of Ornithorhynchus anatinus (platypus), 2215 nucleotides long. RefSeq names its product mex-3 RNA binding family member D (gene MEX3D). The coding region runs from base 347 to 1972 and encodes 541 amino acids. Lineage: Eukaryota; Metazoa; Chordata; Mammalia; Monotremata; Ornithorhynchidae. The transcript is spliced from 3 exons. The record is from RefSeq and is a predicted model, not a curated record. Gene Ontology annotation, molecular function: RNA binding.
AGGGGAGGAGGAGGAGGCGGCGGCGGCGGCGAAGGGAGCCCCCAACCGAAGAGCAGUUUUGCGCGGCUCCCUCAGCUCGGCGGCCGCCUCCGCGGUUCUCCCGGCUCGGCAGCGGCGCCCCCCCCUCCCCCCUCCCUCAUCCCAGCCCCUUCUUUCCCCGCCUGCUGCUGAAUGCAGGCGGCCGGCAGGAGAGCAGACAAAGAAGGUGGAGGGGGGAGGCAGGGGCAAGAGGCGGCGGCGGCGACGAAAGGCUUAGGAAGAGGAGGAGGAGGGAGAAUUGAAAUCCCGAACCGUGCCCGGGAGAGCAGCUGCUAGCUCCCUCCAUUAGCCCUCUCCUCAGCCAGCCAUGCCGAGCUCCGUUUACCAACCGGAUGGGGGAGAGCCCGCCGCCGGUCCCCCUCACGGCCUGGGGAUGCUCAACCCAAAUCCCGGCCAGCAACAGCCGCCGCCGCCGCCGCCGCCGCCUUUAGACCAGAUCCGAGAAGGGCAACCGCCCCAAGAACAAGAAGAGGCGGCGGCGGCGGCCGCCCUGAGAUUUACCCUGGACCAGCUCUCCAUCUUGGGGCUGGAGGAAGAGGAGGAGAUGAACGUUAUCGGGAGCAGAAAAAAGAGUGUGAACAUGACCGAGUGUGUCCCCGUGCCCAGCUCAGAGCAUGUAGCAGAGAUUGUGGGAAGACAAGGAUGCAAAAUCAAAGCUCUGCGGGCCAAGACCAACACCUACAUCAAGACCCCGGUGCGGGGGGAGGAACCCAUCUUCAUCGUGACAGGGAGGAAGGAGGAUGUGGAGAUGGCCAAGAGGGAGAUCCUGUCAGCCGCUGAGCACUUCUCCAUGAUCCGGGCCUCCCGGAACAAGGGUGCCGGGCUGGCUGGGGCUGUGCCGGGCCCCCCCAACCUGCCAGGUCAGACCACCAUCCAGGUGCGGGUGCCUUACCGGGUGGUGGGGCUGGUGGUGGGGCCCAAGGGAGCCACCAUCAAGCGCAUCCAGCAGCAGACCCACACCUACAUCGUGACCCCGAGCCGGGACAAGGAGCCAGUGUUCGAAGUGACGGGCAUGCCGGAGAACGUGGAUCGGGCACGCGAGGAGAUCGAGGCCCACAUCACCAUGCGGACGGGCGCCUUCAUCGAUGCCAGCACCGACAACGAUUUCCACUCGAAUGGCACCGACGUCUGCCUGGACCUUCUGGGCGGCCCGGCCAACCUCUGGGCCAAGGCGCCCAACCCCACCCGCCGCCCCUCCUCCGGCCUGCGCGGCGAUGGCCUCGGCUCCCUCGGGGCCGGGGCUCCGGCGGAGGCCUUCUUCGGUGCCCACGCGCCGGCCCCAGAGACCGGCCCUGUCAGCCCCUACGGUUCUGCCGGCGGCAACUUCGCCUUCAGUGGGGAGAGCCAGCAGGCUCCGCCCCUGGGCCCCGAGGACUGUGAUUUGGGCUUCGACUUCCUGGGCCUCGACCUGACCGCCCCGGCGACCAUCUGGUCCCCCUUCGAACGCAGCAAUCCCCUGCAGGCGUUCGGCGGCUGCCCCGCCGCCGGCUCCCAGCGGCGCAACAGCGGCCUGAGUGGCGCUGCCACCCCGCGCCACUCGCCCACCUUGCCCGAGCCCGGCAUGGCCCUGGAGCACCCCCUGGCCCGGCGGAUCCAGAGCGACCCAGUCAGCACCCUCUCCUGGCUGCCCACCCAGGGCUCGCUCUCCUCCUUCUCCAACAGCACCGGCUAUUCCUCCUCUUCCUCCUCCUCCCUGCCGGGAAGCGUGUCAGCCGCCUCGGGCUCCCCCACCGAUUCCAGCAGCUCGGAGGGGCCGCGCAAGAUCUCCAGGGACUGUAUGGUGUGCUAUGAGAGCGAAGUCAUUGCUGCCUUGGUCCCCUGCGGCCACAACCUCUUCUGCAUGGAGUGUGCCAUCCGCAUCUGUGGCAGAGCUGAGCCCGAGUGUCCGGUCUGCCACACCCCCGUCACCCAGGCCAUUCAUAUCUUUUCGUAGCUUAGGCGGGGGUAGUUGUCCAGCAGGCGGGAGGGACCGUAGGGAAGAGCGGGCGGUGAAGGGAGCGGGGGCCCCCUUCUCCUCUCUUGGGUCACCCCGACCUCGCCCCUCUCCUCCCCUCCCCUCCCAACCCCCCCAACUUUGAGAACUCCCAGGCUGCCUCGUUGUUCUGCCUUUUCACUGAACAACUCAGACCGGGGAAGGACCGCCAGCCUCAGAUUGGGGUAGGGGGGCGGCAAUGAU